CUCUCUUUCUUUAUCCCUCUCUCUCUACCUCUCUCCCCCCUUUACAAUGUAAAAAUGUCAGAUUUUUUAAAAAUUAGCCUGUUUUCAGAUUGCACAGCCAUGGAUCAUCAUCUCUCAUAGGAUGUUCCCUUUUGAUUUUUACUGUUUGGUUCUCUUCAGCUUUGGGCAAAUUUUUCGUGAUUUUUAUUAUUAUUUUUUUAAAUCAUGAAUUUGCUGCUGGUAGCCUUGAACGCCUCGUUUCCACACAGUUCUGCGUUUGUAUACGAACCAACGGAAAGUUAGCGAAGCUCCUUGUAGCCACGUUAAAACACUCGUCGGUAGAUUACGGGCAGACCAAGAGUGAGUUAGCCAACAGCUGUUGGUGUUGAUCGUCAAAUUAGGUGUGUGCAGUUAGCAAAGAAACUGGUUUAGCUAGCUAAACUCAUGCUAACAUUCAUAUGUCGUCUAAAUAUUUAACUAAACUGGUUCCACAUGUGGCAGGAAAACCUCCUCACUUAUUUCUCUUCAUGUGUUGUUGAUCCUGUUUUAGUUCACGUACUUAUUCCCUAAAACCCGACAGUAAAAACGAAUUAGCCUCCAAUUAAUCAAAUACCUUUCCCUGCGUUGAACACCAGGGAGCGCUGUCUGAAGAUCGUGGCUAUAAAGCAAAACUAUGUGGAAACGAGGUGAAACUGUUUAGUUCAGAUUGUCUUUGAGAUUGUUUAGUGAUUUUUUGUGAUUAGCACUUUAUCUGGUUGCCUUUUUUGUGGUGGAUUGUGAAGUGAGCCACCACCAAAAGGCCAGAAAAGGUAAAAAAAAAAAAAAAAAAAACUAAGUGACUGAGCCUUUUCUGUUUUUGUAUUGGUUAUGGUAAGUUAUGUUGAAAUGUACCCUUGUGUCUACACCCAAAUCAUGAACUUUGUUUUCUGUAUCUCAAUGUUUUUGUGUGCUUUAUAGCGAAGCAGCCGGCGCGAGUCGCUUGUUCAUAAAACAUCUAAUGAAAGUUGAGAGCACAUCCCACGGGACAACUGGCUGUGCUUGCUUACGUUUGGUUCAUGACUUAAAAAACAAGUACAGGAGUCAUUCCUGAUGAAUCUAAAGCUAUGUCGCUGCUGGCUCCAGCCAAUGCUGUGGCAGGAAUGAUGCCUGGGGGAGGCCUCCUUCCAACGCCCAAUCCUCUGGCAUCUAUGGGAGGGACGCCCUUUGGAGGUCUGGGAGCUCCCAACAUGGAGCAGAUGGCCGCCAUGGGAAUGCCAGGACCCAACAUGAACCCCCAGGCUCUUUCUGCAGAUUUCCUGAAGCUCAUGCAGUCGAUGGACCCCAAAUUGAACCCGUUAGCGGCUGGACUGAACCUGAAUCCGGGGCUGAAGACCGACGCCUCCAACAAGGAGAUCGAAGAGGCCAUGAAGAGAGUCCGAGAGGCUCAAUCUCUUAUUUCUGCAGCCAUCGAACCUGGAAAUAAGAAAGACGACAAGCGCAAACAUUCCCGCUCCCGUUCACGGUCACGACGCCGGCGCUCCAGAUCUCGCUCCAGACACAGACGUUCGAAGAGCAGAUCUCGGCGUCGCUCUCACUCGAGGAGUCGGAGGAGGUCCAAGAGCCCACGGAGGAGGAGGUCUCACUCCAGAGACAGAAGCCGUCGCAGCAGAUCCAGGGACCGCAGGAAGGAGGAGAAGUCCAAGAAACGGUCCAAGACGCCUCCUAAAAGCUACAGCAGCGCCCGGAGGUCUCGAAGCAUCAGUCGGAGGCACCGGCGGAGUCGCUCUGCUUCUCGCUCUCCCCGGAGGAGGCUGUCCAGGUCUCCGUCGCCCAGACGCCACAAGAAGGAGAAGAAGAAGGACAAGGAGCGCGAGAAGGAGCGCGAGCGAGACCGGAGGGAGGACCGCGACCGCAGCCGAGACGAGCGAGAACGUUCCACCAGCAAGAAGAAGAAGAGCAAAGACAAAGAACGUGAGCGAGAGCGGAAGUCUGACAGCGAGAAGGGGGACGUGAAGGUUAGCCAGGUGACCCGUGACUACGACGAGGAGGAGCAGGGCUACGACAGCGAGAAGGAAGGCGAGGAGGACGACGACGAGAGGAAGAGCGACUCGGACUCGGCGUCGUCUCCCAAAGGCCAGGAGGACCUGGAGCGAGCCGAGGUCCAGAACCCCAAAAAGUCCAAACUGAACGGAGACGACCACCAUCAGGAAGACAUGGAGAUGAGCGACUGAGUUUCCCCCCACUGUCCUUUUUAUAUUUUUAAUAUCGGCCACAACGUGUCUGUGCCUGAUCACGCAGCAGGUCUUUGUCUUAACUGUAGAAGGAUGUAGGAGGAACACUUUUGUAAAGACACGAACAUGAAUAACCUGGUUUUAAACGGUCAUCGCUGUACUUUUUUAAGGUCUUUCUUUCUGUUGCCUUUGGUUCAGACUCGGUCUCCCUGACGGUUGAAGAGUUUCUGUGGUCAGGACUCUCUCCUCACGCUGCACCGGGUUCACUCUGAGUUCUGCUUUAACUGUGACGCACCCAGUCGUGUUUCAUCCGCCGACCUUCCUCUUUCCAAACCUUUCUAAGUGUAAAUUGUAGAUUGAAAUGUGUCGUUGCAAUGAAUACGUUGUCUGCAAUAGGUUUUCCAAAGGAAACAAAUAAAAUUGGGUUAAAAUGUC
This is a messenger RNA of Stegastes partitus (bicolor damselfish), 2624 nucleotides long. RefSeq names its product serine/arginine-rich splicing factor 11-like. Gene Ontology annotation, cellular component: nucleoplasm. Bases 1083 to 2189 code for a protein of 368 amino acids. The transcript is spliced from 11 exons. The record is from RefSeq and is a predicted model, not a curated record. Gene Ontology annotation, molecular function: RNA binding. Lineage: Eukaryota; Metazoa; Chordata; Actinopteri; Pomacentridae.